UAACGCUCUCACCUUGCCUCCUGCAGGGAAGCCCAUGAAGAGCGUGCUGGCCGUGGCUCUCCUUGUCAUUUUCCAGGUGUGCCUGUGCCAAGAUGAGGUCACGGACGAUUACAUCGGAGAAAACACGACGGUGGACUACACCCUGUUCGAGUCCGUGUGCGACAAGAAGGAAGUGCGGGACUUUAAGGCCUGGUUCCUCCCAGCCAUGUACUCCGUCAUCUGCUUCGUGGGUCUGCUGGGCAACGCGCUGGUCGUGCUGACCUACAUCUAUUUCAAGAGGCUCAAGACCAUGACCGAUACCUACCUGCUCAACCUGGCCGUGGCGGAUAUCCUCUUCCUCCUGACCCUUCCCUUCUGGGCCUACAGCGCCGCCAAGUCCUGGGUCUUCGGUGUCAACAUCUGCAAGCUCAUCUUUGCCAUCUACAAGAUCAGCUUCUUCACCGGCAUGCUCCUGCUCCUCUGCAUCAGCAUCGACCGCUACGUGGCCAUCGUGCAGGCCGUCUCGGCCCACCGGCACCGGGCCCGCGUCCUUCUCAUCAGCAAGCUCUCCUGUGUGGGCAUCUGGGUUCUGGCCACGGUGCUCUCCAUCCCAGAGAUGCUGUUCAGCAACAUCCUGAGGAGCAACAGCGAGCAAGCCUUUCGGUGCUCUCUCGUCACCGACCAGGUGGAGGCCUUGAUCGCCAUCCAGGUGGCCCAGAUGGUGGUGGGCUUUCUGAUCCCCCUGGUGGCCAUGAGCUUCUGCUACCUGGUCAUCAUCCGCACCCUGCUCCAGGCGCGCAACUUCGAGCGCAACAAGGCCAUCAAGGUGAUCAUCGCCGUGGUGGUGGUCUUCAUCGCUUUCCAGCUGCCCUACAACGGGGUGGUCCUGGCCAAGACGGUGGCCAACGCCAAUAGCACCACCACCUGUGAGCUCAGCAAGCAGCUCAACAUCGCCUACGAUAUCACCUACAGCCUGGCCAGCGUGCGCUGCUGCGUCAACCCUUUCCUGUACGCCUUCAUCGGCGUCAAGUUCCGCAACGACCUCUUCAAGCUCUUCAAGGACUUGGGCUGCCUCAGCCAGGAGCGGCUGCGGCAGUGGUCUUCCUGCCGGCACACCCGGCGCUCCUCAAUGAGUGUGGAGGCCGAGACCACCACCACCUUCUCCCCGUAGAGGCUUCUCUGCCCGGACUUGAGGGAACCUCUCCCGGGACCCCCCGGGUCGGGGACGGGGAGCAGAUGACGUGACUCAGGACCCAAAAGCUGCUGAGGGGAAAGGAAGUUCUGGCUCUUCAAGUUCAUCUCAUGGCGAAAACCCAUGCCACCCAAGACAGACCAUCAUCAGAAGACAGAUGCCCAACCCCAGCUACCUCAACCAAGCUGGCAGGGACGUGGCUGGUGAGCUACCAGAACCGGCCACACUCCAGCACCAAAGCGGUGAUCCCUCAAACCAAAAAACCAAAAGUGAAAGCGGAGAAAGUUCACACCUCCUGGAGCCAAGGGAUGGGCGCUGGUGAGGGCUCGGGCGGUACGAGGGCCCGGGGAGCCCUCCGCAUGAACCCUCACGGGCUCAGGCGAGGUCUUCCAGAAAACAAGACGGUGUCUCCAAGACCGGAGGCGAUGGGGAAACUUCUUGGCUAGGCAAGGGAAGGGAGACGCCAGCGAACGCUCUGCAUCCCUCCCUCCACCUCUCUUUUUCCACUGUCCUCCAAGCCAGCGAGAAAUGGCAGCCUCCAAGCCUCCCUAAAAGCACACUUGCCUCUCGCCUGCUGCCUCUCCUGGGGCGGCCGCCCUCCCAGGCCCUCC
Messenger RNA from Myotis lucifugus (little brown bat), 1782 nucleotides. It is a transcript of the gene CCR7, whose product is annotated as C-C motif chemokine receptor 7. The transcript has 2 exons. Gene Ontology annotation, biological process: chemotaxis; immune response; inflammatory response. Bases 35 to 1150 code for a protein of 371 amino acids. Gene Ontology annotation, molecular function: C-C motif chemokine 19 receptor activity; chemokine (C-C motif) ligand 21 binding; chemokine (C-C motif) ligand 19 binding. The record is from RefSeq and is a predicted model, not a curated record. Lineage: Eukaryota; Metazoa; Chordata; Mammalia; Chiroptera; Vespertilionidae. Gene Ontology annotation, cellular component: membrane.